GUCGUAUAUAGUUUAAAGUUGAACGAUCUUGUGUACAAGUUUUUUUGAGGUUAACAGCAGACAUUUUGCUUUCCUUAUUUCUAAUGUAAUAGCGCUUUUCGUGACACGUUACUCUACAAAGUUAUGUGUGUGCGUUUUUUUCGAAGUGAUUGUAUUUUGUUCUGGCAUUGAUUGAUUUGUUUGUCGGGUUAUAAGAAAUGUUGGUAAUAAAAGGAUAGCCUUCCGCGUCUAUUCGCCAAUUGAUGCAGUCGUGCUUCUUGGACAGUUUUGUUUCGGAAUAGUUUUGAAUGACCACCAUGGGUUCUGACUCAGAAAGCCAAGAUAGUGAUGAAGGACGCCGCUUUCGUUUCGAAGCCACACGAAAAGACACAAUAACUGAUGUUCAACGUCACAGAACAAGUACAUCCCCGCAGUGCAAUACAUCAAAACAUAAAACUAGGGAUAAAUCUAGGGAUAGGGCGAGAUACUCGCAAUGGAAAGGAACUCGCAGAAUUCCUGAUUCCACGAAGGAGCAUGCAGAUGAUCGUAAUAAAUGUGAAGAACGGCGAAGUUUCAAAGAAGAAAAGACCACGAGUGGUGAUUCUAGAAGGAAAAGGGAAAGUGGAAAUAAAGAUAUAGAUGCCAAGAAAACAUAUAAAACUUCAAGAGCUUGUGAAAAAAUGGAUUGCAGUAGUCGAGAUGAAAAACGAAAAAGAUCUCAUGGUCGAAAUCGGGACAAAAAAAACAGUGAUAAAUUGCGAAAGUAUUCGCGGGAAAGAAAUAAAUUAAGUCAGAAGGAAGAAUCGUUUCGACUCCAAAAAUCAUGCGACCAGAAGAUAAAAAACCAGGAUACAGAAAAGUUUAAAAUUAUUGAUUUAAAAUCUGAUUCUCAAGAUUGUAAAGACUUGAAUCUUUCAGAUUUCGAUAUUGUAUCCGAUACUGAAGAAAAUCUUGGUAAAUCUGAGGAAAUUAUCGAACCGGAGAAUUACCAAAUGAAAAAUCGACACCGUAAUGAAACAAAUAAUCAAAAGGUAAAAUUGAGAAAUGGUGAUGAAUCAUCGGGUUCAUAUUUAAGUAAUCCUGAUGAAAUUUCAGAUUUUGUAUUAACGCCAACGCCAACAAAAACCGUUAGCGCUAUUUAUCAUGAUAAACUGUUAUGUAAAAAUGAGGAGGCAGGGUUUCCUAAUUUGAAUCCGAAGGAAUCUGACCAAGAUGUGAAUAAACAUGACAAUAUUGUCAAAAAAAUCUAUGGGCCCGCUUUACCACCCAGUGUAGAAUCGCUAAAGUGUAAUGCAUUGAAGAACAUUCCCCCAAAUUUGUCAAGUCAUUUGAAAAAUUCUGUUAUUCAUGAUGACAAUGAUAAAGCAGAUAAUACAUUUGGUCCUCAUUUGCCGCAACAUUUUCGAAAGAGUGAAAAAAUAACUGAUGACAAUGAUUUGCAAGAUGCUACGUCGGCCGAGACCACUGAGGAUGAUGAUGAUGGAUUUGUAGGCCCACUGCCUACCGACCAUCCAAGAUUGAAGGAUGAUUUCGUCCAACAACAACUACAAUACAGGGCGCAACUCCUAAAGAAACAAUUAGCUGAAAUCGAUGAUGAAGAAUUGCCGAAGAGAGAAGAAUGGAUGACGGAAUUACCUACAAUUAAGGGAGUCAAUUUCGGACUGGAAGCAAGAAAAUUUCGAAUGAGAGCAGGGCCAGAUUUAACAGAUAGAUCUGAUUGGACGGAUUCUCCUGCGGAUCGUGCGAAGAAAAAAUCUGCAACAAGCAAAAUGGCAGGAAAUACUGAAUAUUUCCAAGAAAUUCGACGACCGUUGGCAAAUAAGAAGAAAGAAAAAUCAUUGUUGGACAUACAUCGAAAGAAAAUACAUGCAGAAAGAAAGAAAAAAGAAAAAGACAGGAAGAAAUCUGGCAAACGUGAAGAUCGUCGGCCAUUUAAUCGAGACAUUGAUCUUCAAGUCAAUCGUCUUAGUGAGGCACAUAAAAGCAGUAUGCUCUUAAAAGCUGCUCAGUUGGAUGAUCGCUUCUUACAAGGAAAAAUUUGAAUGUAACAUUGAUUAUAGGUACCAAAUCGAAGAAAUAAUUUUUCCUGGACUCACUCAACAUAUUGAGCAAUAAUGACAUUCAUUACCUUCAUUGCUCCAAACGAUCGAUGAUCUUUUAAGUGUGCCUUCUUUGAUCGUCCAUACAUCCGUUCUAUAUUUAUAACGUGUAAUAAAAAUUAUUAAUGAAUCAUGCAACAUCAUAAUCGUGGCCUUGGAAGCAAUAGUGGAUUAUGCAUGGAUGAAGCUAAAAAUUAAUGUCGAAAUAAAUAAGUUUUACACUUACCUUUUCUAGCAUUCUGUCUAUUACAUCGUUAGCACACAAACAUUUUGGUUGAGACCGUUUCUUUCAAAUUUACUCUGUCCCAUAUUUAUGAGACUUUUGUCAGACGUGUUUCUUCAUAGAUUUUCAUUUUUACACCUUUUACUUAUUAUGAUCUCAAUUUCCAAUUCAUUUGUAUAAGUAACACUGUUAGAAUAAGUAUGUCUGACUAUCAAUGAUUAUUUAACCAUUAAAUUAUGGUUUAAAUGAAAUUGCAUUUAUAUUAGCUUGGCUAUUUCGUGAUUAUUUAUGGCAUAUUGUAUUCAUCUUAUGUCAUUAAUGUUGAUAAUGGCUGAAUGCUAGCAUUGAUUGAACAACAAUCUAAAAAAAACAUUCAACACAAAGAAGAUUCUGUACGAGCUUGUAGCGCUCUACGUUUCCUUCAUUUGUUCUAUAAUAGAUCAUAAUGUGACAAGAAUAUAUUAUGUACAUAUAACUCAUCAUGAAUUUCAGAAAAAUGAUUCAUCAGCUAUGAAACAAAACUUGUUUUCAAAGAGAAACGUAUUUGCCAUAAAAUUGUUCAUACAUAGAGUUUUUAUGGUUGUUUGUACCGGGAUUUGAGGUAUCAUUCUUUUAAAAAAAGAGAAGGCGAACAGACAAAAUUUCUUUCCCAAAUCGUGAGCCGUUUCUUCUGCUAAUCUAUAUUCGAGGUUUGCUGAAAAUUGAAUCCUAACGGGUAGAUCUUACGUUCUUUAUUCUCCUCAAUUAAUACCACCAUAUUAUUAAUAUUAUCAUUAUAGGUAAGCAUAAACUAAACAAUUUGAUAAUUAUCGUUAUCAAAUGAUUGGGCAGAAUCAAUUCAUUCAAGGGUUUGAAAAAAAUAUUUUUCAGGGAAAUUCUCUACUUAAUUAUGACGGGGAAAGUUAAAUGCAGCCGAUUUUGGAUCUAUUUGUCAUCUGAUAAAGAAUAAAGACUACGAAAUUUUGCUUCACAUUGAGUU
Messenger RNA from Fopius arisanus, 3280 nucleotides. RefSeq lists its product as uncharacterized. Bases 288 to 2021 code for a protein of 577 amino acids. The record is from RefSeq and is a predicted model, not a curated record. The transcript has 4 exons. NCBI's taxonomy places the organism in Eukaryota, Metazoa, Arthropoda, Insecta, Hymenoptera, Braconidae.